GCGUCAACCCCACCUUACUGGGAGUGCAUAAACGCGCACAGUUCAGCUCCGGACGAGAUAACACGGCAUUGAUUGUCAGACAAUUAAAGGAAUAGUAACAGGAGACACGAAACCAGAAGAGAAAAGCACUGCAGUUAGGUAAUAGACCUCUGUUAAUUAUACCUGGCACAGAGCUGCUGUGGAAUGAUGCAAGGGUGAGGAAACAUUUUCAACACUACAAUGAUCGGCAUGGUCGAUAGAAACAGCACCGGGAUGCGCCGUCUCAAACAGUGGCUCAUUGAUCAGAUUGACAGCGAUCAGUACCCAGGCUUGGUGUGGGACGAUGAGCAGAAAGUCACUUUUCGGAUUCCUUGGAAACACGCCGGGAAACAGGACUACAACCAGGAGGUGGACGCUUCGAUCUUCAAAGCUUGGGCUAUUUUCAAAGGAAAAUAUAAAGAAGGUGAGAAAGCAGAGCCUGCCACCUGGAAAACAAGACUUCGUUGUGCGCUCAACAAAAGUCCAGAUUUUGAAGAAGUGACUGACCGUUCACAGCUUGACAUCUCCGAACCAUAUAAGGUUUAUCGAAUUGUUCCUGAAGGACAGCAAAAAUGUAAAUUUGGCAAUCAUUCCAAUGAACAAGGUGACGUCACUGAUAUGGAUUGCAGCCCACCUGGAUCCGAUGAGCUUAUAAAGGACGUUAUUGUGGAUUAUAAUGGCAUAAUAAAGAGAAGUCAUUCUCCACCACAGGAGGAUUGUACAAGUCAACCACAGCAAGAUUGGUGGGGACGACAAACCAUUGAAGAUUCUUCAGUGCUGUAUUAUGCCAAUAACUUUGGACCUCUGCAACCCAAUUCAGGGUUUUGCCAGAUGAUAGUCACCUUUUACUAUGGAGGAAUUCCAAUGUCCCGGGUUCCCAUUCGGCGAUCCGAUGGUUGUCGCAUCACUGUCCGUCAUGCUCCAACCAGCAAUGAGACCAUAUUUGGGCCAGAAGGCAUGGAACAGGUUCUGUUCCCACCCACAAGCAAGAUCAUGAACCACCGGCAGCAGCAAGUCACAAAUAAACUCUUGACUCACCUUGAGCGUGGGGUGCUGCUGCUUAGCAACAACGAGGGCAUCUAUAUCAAAAGGCUCUGCCAGGGCAGGGUUUUCUGGAGUGGCCCCUGUGCGCCUUUCACUGACCGGCCAAACAAGCUGGAGAGAGAUGCGAUAGUGAAGCUUUUUGACACAAAACAGUUUUUGCAUGCUCUGCAGCUUUCCACAGAGAACCCCCAGUGUGUCCUUCCAGAUAACAAAGUGAUUAUAUGUUUUGGAGAGGAGUUUCCUGACAUGAAACCCAUCAACAAAAAAUUAAUUAUAGUGGAGAUUGAACAAAUGAAAACAAAGCAUAUUUUGCAAGCAGUACUUCAGUCAAGGAAUUAUGAUAACAACAUCCACCUUCAAAUUUCCAAUGAAACAGCAGAAGAUAAAUUGUCUGGGAUUCUUCAUGAACUUUGUAUGAAUAGUUUUGGCUACCCAAGACCUGCCUACAGUGAAAACCAGCAAAUAAGCUGAGAAUAACAUAAACAAAUCUCCGUUUCAGUGACUUAAGGACUUUUGCGUAAGUCGGUAGCAUUAAGAAAAAUGCUCUUUGCUGGAUGUCAGUAAUUUUGCUAAAGGACUCUGAAUUCCUAAUCAUCCUUGUUGGCUGAAUGCAGCUUUGCACUGCAAUUAAUAUUUUUGUAACAAUAUUGCAUUUUGUAAAAUAAUCGUAUAUUUUAUAAAAGUUUAUUUUUCACUGUGAAGACCAGUUUAUUAUCCACAGAAGUUUAUAACAGAAGGCAUUGAACAGGAAUCUAAUGCAAUACUGUUCAUUACUGUCAUGACACUUACUAUGUAAGAAAUAUUUAUUAUCUGCAGAAUAACGGAUGUCUAGGAGGGACUUGCAUAGGUUUAUUAUAAUAGGUUCCAAAAAUUUACCUUGAAUCUAGUUUUGAAGUAGUGCUCGGGUAUAAAUUGCCUCACAAUUUUAAUACCAGUUUGGCUUUUGAAGAAAACAGGUUGAACAUUUACAUACAUUGCAAUCUUGCAUGUUAUGUUGUGCGUUAAUUUGCAGUUACUUUGUAAUAUUGAAUAUAGGUACUGACGUUGGUUGUAAGUGUGGAAAUACAGUUUGAGUUGAACGCAGGCACAUUUCUGUAGAGACAAUUGACUUCAAAAGAAAAUCUGGCAUUUAUAUCAGCACUUUUAUGAGCUCAGGAUAUUCCAAAGUGCUUUAAAACCAAUGAAGUACUUUUUUUCGCUUGAACUGUUAUAAUGUAGGAAACACAGUAGCUAACAUAUCCGUGGCAAGCUCCUGCAAACUGCAGUGUGAUAUUAACUAGAUAUUUUACUGAUUUAAGGAUAAACAGUAUUUUGAACACCAGGGAGAAUUCUUCUUCUUUGAAACAGGAUGUUUCUACAUUCACCUGAGAGUACAGUUAGGACCUUAGUUUAAUGGCACCUCUGAUAUUAAACACAAAUUAUACUCUUAUUUUACUGAGUUAUCAGCCUAAUUUUGUACACCAACACCCCUGGAGAGGGUCUUGUACCUGUAAAUUUCAGCGGAAGAGGCAUGAAAGUUAUCAUCCGCGCUAUGGCUGUGAGCUAAAUAGUUGCUGUAUGCAUCGAAUCUCAGAGCUUCCUUACUAUUGGACUAUUUAUGUAAUUAUCCAAUUAGUUCAUCUUAUUUGAUAACAAAGGUAUCUAUUCCAUCUUAAUGUGCUAAAACCGUCACAAAUAUCCUUCAAACUUAAUUUAUUUUGCUAGCUGAGAGGGGGAGAUAAAUUUAGAAAACAUGGAAACUGUUAAAAUUAAGGAGCAAAUAAUCUCUUCAUUGUUUUCAGUUCAGACAGACACAUCUAAUUCUGCACGGGUCUCUUUUCUUCGUCCUUUUUUCCGAAUUCCUGCGCUGUUACUUCAUUUUACAUCACCUCACAGUGAAUGUGCCAUUACAAUUCUGUAAAACCUUCCCUUAAAUUGGCUGAUACUAACUACUCUGAAAAUCUAUGGGACUGAAAUAUUAUUAAAUAUUGGUACAAGUUGCAUAUCAAUUUCAUAAUUUGUGGGUAUUUUUCAUGGAUUUUGAGCAUUCAUUUUAAACAUAUAACACAGACAUUCAAUAUGAUCAUAGCUGGUCAUCAAACUCAGAACUCUGUUACUGCUUUCUCCCCAUACAUCUUGAUCCCUUUGACCCUAAGUAUUAUAUCCAAUGCUUUCUUGACAACAUUUAAUGUUUUGGCCUCAACUUUUUGCUAUGGAAGAGAAUUCAUCACUCUCUGGAUGAAGAAAUUUCUCAUCAUCUCAGUCCUAAAUGGACUGUAUUCUUAAACUUUCACAUUAACUUCAUUGCUUCAAAGAAUUAACUUGAAGAUACCUUAAAAAUAUUGGUAUAUAUUUUUUAACCAGUGUUGGUGCAAUACAAACACAAAUUUGGCAUUUGGCUGAUUAGAAAACUGUAUUCCUUUGUUCAUGUUUUUAGCAUGGAUACUAAUACUUCUGAAGAAAUGAAAAUCAGAAUCUGGCAUUUAGUAUGGACACAUUUAAACAUAAUUAUUACUUAGAAUGUACAAGACAGAAAAUAGCCAUUCAUAUCUAUUCUGGUGAUUCGGGUCCAUGUGAGCUGCUUCCCACCUUAUUUUAUCUACGUUUCUAUUCAUUUUUCCCUCAUGAACUUAUCCAGAUGUUCCUUUAAUGUAUCUGUGCUAUUUGCCUCAACCACUCCAUGUGGUAGUAAGCUUUUCAUUCUCUGAGUAAAGCAGUUUCUCCUGAAUUCCUUAUCAGAUUUAUUGGCAAUUUAUAUCAAUAACCCUUAAACUCUACAUCAGUAUUGCUGAUCAGAAAAUAAACCCUUCUUCAGAAAGGGUCUAGGCCCGAAACGUCAGUCUUCCUGCUCCUCUGAUGCUGCUUGGCCUGCUGUGUUCAUCCAGCUCUACACCUUGUUAUCUCAGAUUCUCCAGCAUCUGCAGUUUCUACUAUGUCUGAAACAAUGUUGAUUACUACAAGGUCUCUGUGUUUAAAGAUUUUGAUAGUUGGCUCUAUAAUGCUGAUAUAUGGGACGUACUUGGGAAUUGUUACUUAGAACAUUGAUUACAAUUAAUAAGUCCAGUAUACAGCACAAAGAGAUUAGAUAUUUUUGUGCAUGUAUGUGAGAGGGAAAAAAGACUUUCCUAUUGCACUUAUGUCCAGGUUGCCAGUGCAUGGUCUGAUGUGAAAUAGCUGAUUCUCAGACAAACAACUUUGAAGAUUAACUGAUACUGGAUAUUCUGAUUAGCCAAGGGCAAAUAAACACAUUACUCUGGUGGCAACACUGUGUACAAUGCAAUUGUCAUGACAUUAAGUCCUUUGCUGGUGUAUACUGGAUGAACUGUCCUAAUCAGCCAUAGCAUUGAAUAGUGAAAACCUGUAGCACAGUCUGUUUACAAGAGGGACAACUGCGCUACCAAUACAGCAGUGUUAAAGCAACUGUGUUGUGAUUUUAAUUACUCCGUGUGCUCUCAGUUAGAUUAUAGGCUCCAACUGAUUUGAAUUUAACCGUGUUAAGCUGUAGUUUUGCUGUUGAGCCGAACAUGGCUUUGGUCCAAUGUGUUUAUUGUGGUGAUAACAUAGGACAGAAAGUACCUAGAGUUCAACAGUGCUCACUCAGUAAUAAUGACUAUGUAUUGACAGGUGGUCUUUACCCAUCCUUCUCUUCUAAAAAGUAUCUAGACUUCAUCACCAUUCAUCAUUUAAGAAUGACUGUUAUUUUGAGAUGAUGACAAUAUUACUCUGCUCCUCUUUCUUAAAAUUCAAAUCCGGUUAAAGUCUUUCAGCACUUAUUUCCUUCUUUUGUAUUUUCACUCAAUUCUUUAAAUGUUUUUUUUUCUCCAUUUCUAAUUUCAAAGUAAGAAAACAUAGCCUCUGAACUGGACUGGUGAUCAUGUAAGAAGAAGCUUUGCCUCAAUGGGUCAGAGCCAUUCAGGGAGCCUCAGGCUUGAUCCACAAUCUGGGCUGAGUUCAUUGAUCUUGAUGGCAAUAGUAGGACUAAACAUUGCCUCCUCUUGAUUUUAGGGGAAAUUAGCCAGAGUCUAUGUUCCUGAUCAUUGUUAGUGAUUUCUGUACUGUAGUUGUAGGAGAGAUCUAGCUUGGCUGUCAUGCCCUCUCGAGUUAAAUACUUAGCGAGAUUGUUUUGAUUAAGAUUUUAGCUUGAACUUUUGCAAGGCACAAUGCACCUGUGAAACCAAAGUUUUGUCAGGAACCACCAAGGAAGACCAGAAUUUUUGAGAAUGUAGAAACAGAAAAACAGUAGCAAAACACCCUUUAUGUCUGUGUAUUCAUACCAAGCAAUCAGCAUUCACCUUCAGAGGUAACAUUUUAAACAAUAGUAAAAUGUGACCUUUUACCUCCCUCCUAGUUAAUGAUUUUAUUUUAUAAUAUGCACAAAGUAAAUAUUUGUUUAUAAAACAUAUCUAGGGUCUAAUUCUUUAAAAAAAUAGUAACAGGAUCCUGUUCUUUGCAAAGUGCAAGUUUAUGUCCGAUUUAUAUGCCAAUUGUACUGUUUGUUCGUCUCCACCAAAAGCAUGUGUAUAAAAUUCAUUCCAGUAGAGUGGAGGAAACCUCAAUCACCUUGGCAUGAUGUGCAAGUUCCUCUGACUAUCAAAUCUCUUUUUCUUUGACCUUGGCUAUAUGGGGUGGAGUUUGGUUCUUACAUAUGUGUGAAACUGAAUUUUGGGCAGACGUAUCUUUGUCAGGAAUUUUAUAUUUUACAUUAUUAAAGUCUGUUAAGCAGGAUUAUUAUGGGAAUUGGUUACAUGCUUUAAAUCUGCCUCAUCCACUUGUUGCAGUGAAAUAAAAAUAUCUACCAAUAGGUUAAAUGAUUUGUAUAUAUACAGAAUCCCUAUUGUGUGGAAGCAGGCCAUUUAGCCCAGACCCACCCCCCUACCCUGUCCCUGUAAGCCUGUAUAUCCCAUGGCUAAUCCACCUAGCCUGCACACUGUGGGCAAUUUGGCAUGGCACAUCUAAGGACUGUGGGAGGAAACCAGUGCACCCAGGCAUAAGGUGAAUAUGCAAACUCCACACAUAGUCACCUAAGGGUAGAAUUGAACCCAGGUCCCUGAUACUGUGAGGCUGUAGUGCUAACCACUAAACCACUGUGCCACUCUUUAUCUAGCCUUGUAGGGUUAAAACUGUUAACUGUGCUACCUUGGCCAGAGGUUGCUUUGAACAAGCACAAAUUAAAUUGAGGUUAGUGUGGGCUUGGGGAGGGAUAGAAUAAGACCUUGAUAACUUUCUUUGACUGCAUGAAGGCUACAUUUCAUUGACUGCAGAGUAUACUUGUUUUAAACAUUUGUGAGUCAAGUGCCUCAUGGCCCAUUAUACAAUUGAUACUGGAUAGGUUUUGUAAAGAUAAUUUACUACUUUGUAUAUUAGAUUUUUCUGUACAUAUAAUGCUGUAAAUAAACAUGAUCAUUUUCAAAAA
Molecule: messenger RNA, 6454 nt
Organism: Rhincodon typus (whale shark)
Lineage: Eukaryota; Metazoa; Chordata; Chondrichthyes; Orectolobiformes; Rhincodontidae
Gene: irf8
Product: interferon regulatory factor 8
Exons: 9
Coding region: 220-1533 (437 amino acids)
Biological process (GO): regulation of transcription by RNA polymerase II; immune system process
Cellular component (GO): nucleus
Molecular function (GO): RNA polymerase II cis-regulatory region sequence-specific DNA binding; protein binding; DNA-binding transcription factor activity, RNA polymerase II-specific
Source: RefSeq, a predicted model, not a curated record